Peromyscus maniculatus bairdii (prairie deer mouse) is the source of this 3796-nucleotide messenger RNA. RefSeq names its product V-set and transmembrane domain containing 5 (gene Vstm5). Lineage: Eukaryota; Metazoa; Chordata; Mammalia; Rodentia; Cricetidae. Gene Ontology annotation, biological process: positive regulation of excitatory synapse assembly; filopodium assembly. The record is from RefSeq and is a predicted model, not a curated record. Gene Ontology annotation, cellular component: axon; dendrite; plasma membrane.
GAUGGAUGGAUGGAUGGACGGACGGACGGACGGCAUUGUUGUCCAUAUACUCCACACAGAGCCAGCCUGAGUCUUCCCCUCUAUCACCUCUUACUGCUCACCCCCACCUCCGGCUGUCACUUGGCUUUCCUAAGAGUGCCCAUGAAGUCUUCAGAUUGUCGGUUUGGGUCCUCCCCGGGCAGCAGUUAGCACUAGCCCUCUCUCUGGUCACCUCCCUGCACUGAACCUUGAAUUGAUACAGUGGGUGUGACUCUCAGGAAAUUGCUCAUUAUUUGCCAUUAGUGCCUGGGAGUGCGUGCCUUCCUAUUAUCCCAUAUCUUUCCAUAUUCAUAGUCCUCCUUCUCUCCUCCCUCCCUCUUCCCUUCCUCCUUUCUUCCCCCUCUCCUGGGAACUGGUUCAACCAGAGUACAACCUGCUCAUCUACCUCUGCCUGGCGCUGAAGCAGCUGCAGGAGCUGGGACGUGCAGAGCUGCGGAGCUGAGGCUAGAGAGGCCAGGCUGGCGCAGUGCGGGGUGCCGAGGGCGAGCAAUCGGCCCAGCUACCUCCCCGAGGCCCAUGCGGGGCCAGUGCCGCCGGCUGCUCCUUCAUGAGGCCGCCGUGGUGCGGGAGGAGGACUCGCGGCAUCCCGCUGGGGCUGCUCGCGCUCUGGGUGGCCGCCGCCCGCUGUCUGCAGAGUCAGGGUGUGUCUCUGCACAUCCCACGGUCAGCCAUCAAUGCCACUGUCCAAGAAGACAUCCUGCUGUCCGUGGACUACUCCUGCCACGGGGUGCCCACUAUUGAGUGGAAGUACACCUCAAACUGGGGCGUGCAGAAGAUUGUGGAGUGGAAACCCGGGACCCCAGCCAAUGUCUCCCAAAGCCACAGAGACAGAGUCUGCACCUUCGACAACGGCUCCAUCCAGCUUUUCAGUGUAGGCGUGAGGGAUUCUGGCUACUACGUCAUCACUGUCACAGAGCACCCGGGGAGCAGGCAGUUUGGCACAAUCGUACUGCAUGUGUCUGAGAUCCGCUAUGAAGACCUCCACUUUGUCGCUGUCUUCUUCGCUCUGCUCGCCGCUGUGGCUGCGGUGCUCAUCAGCCUCAUGUGGGUCUGCAAUCGGUGUGCCUACAAAUUCCAAAGGAAGAGGAGACACAAGCUCCAAGAAAGCACCACUGAGGAGCUUGAAAUGAAAGACGUCGAGUGUUAGCCAAGACCGUGCCCAACUACACUGCUACCUCAAGAAAAACAGUGUUUUCCAGUCGAAGAACAAAGUGAGCCGAUCACUGCUGCAGCGUCUCGCCAUCCUGGCCUGCACCCCUUUCCUGACGGGACAGCUGAGGUGGCAGUUCACUACAGACAGACAGCUCUAGGACUUGUGUGUAGUUCAAGGAACAGUUCAACUGAGGCUUUCUGCCAGGAGCUUUCCUUGGUUGCAGCUUCAGGGCCAUGCUGAUCCUUAACCAGGCAGGCAUCAGUAGCUGCUUACAGCACUGGCUAUGAUCCUAGGCUGGCCUGAUGGAGGAGUCCCUGUCUCCAGGGCCAGAGUGUCUACAGAGGGGCUGAUGUGCGGCCAGCACUAGGACAUGCUCUCUGUGCCUUUGUGCUCCUGUCUGGUCUGCAAACUGCUGCACCCUCCAUCUCCCUGUCUUCCGUUCCAUAAACACUGCUGUGGAGACAGCGUGAGCAAGCCUGAGGCCCUGAGACAGUCUGAUGAGGUGGAGUGCGCUGCACCUCAGCAAGAGAAGCGGAGCGCUGAGGAAACAGAAGGUCGUGUUCUCAUCCUCCCUCAUACAAAAUUAAUCAGGUGGCCUAAACUUGGGUUUAGUGUGAGGAAAACACGGCUUAUGUUGACCAGGGCAGCUGGAUGGGUGGUAUAACAGGAAAAUCCAUAAUGUCAGGCUUCAUUCAGCUACAUCCUAGUCAUCACCAACUCUCGUCUCCAGUCAGAUCCAGGACUGAAGAGUGUGUGGCCUUCACCUACCUCAUAGGGCAUGAGGGGAAGCCAGCCUUAGCCAGGAUCUCUUGGAGUGAUGGAGAAAAGCAUGAGAAUCCUUGAAGAAUCUGGAAAGCUAUAUGGGAAAGUGCUGUAUUGAGUAGCAAAGGUUAAAAUGCCCUGGGAUGGAGCUAGAGAGAAGGUUCAGCAGCUAAGAGCUGGCUAACAGCACUGGCUGUUCUUGCUGAGGGCCCAGAUUCAGUUCUGAGCACCCACAUGGUAGCUCAUAACCUUCUGUAACUCCAGUUCCGGGGAAUCUGAUGCCCUUAUCUGGUCUCCAUGGGCAUUGCAUGCACAUGGUGUACUCAUAUAUACACAUGAAAUAAAAUUAAAAAAAUAAAUCUAAAAUUUUUUUCCCAUGAAUGACCUGGGUUAUCAGGGCUCCAGCUGAGCUUGGGGGUUGGGUCUGAGUUGGCCUUGGCUUUCACAUUCUCAGGUUGCUGUCACAAUAUUUACUUGAAAGGGCCUCCUUCCCAGCUUCCAUUUGCCAAGCUCUAGCAGCAGGCAUCACGCCCUUCUUGCUUCAGUAUCCACAGCUGCAGAUCAAAGCUACCAUUCCAACUAUGAUGGAAGCUGAGGUCAGUAAUUAUGUGCAGGCCCUUGGCUGCAGAUAAGCAUGCUAGAACAUUCCUUUUAUUCUCCUUCCGUUCAGGUCCUCAAUGCCUGUCCAUAUCUUUUCUACUUCCCAUAUGGCAGCUAAAGGAUUGUUGCUAAAAAUCCCUUUCCUUGGGGAAACAUAAACAUCAGCUGCCUCUCCUCCUCAAGUCCCAACAACCAAGGUGCAAUGCCACCAAAGUUCACCCAGGAACCAAUGAAUGUAGUAGGUUUCUUACAGAGCACUGGAUGAGUGGAUAUGGGCAGAGGUGACCUUAAAAUAAUAAGUCUGCACCCAGAGGCAAUGAUGACUUCCUCAGGAUUGCUUCGAUGAAGACCUUUUCUUUCCUACUUAUAUAUGCUCUAGGUUCUCCCGGCAAGACCACACGCAUUAGGCCAGAGCUGCAUACAAGCGGUUGGGAGGGGUGGCUAGAUAUGCAGGUGAGGGUUCCAGGAUCCUUCCUGCCCCCUCCUUCUAUGAGGAAAAGUAGGUAGUCCACAGGCCCUGCAGAAUCCCUGAAGAUGGAGGAUAGUCCCGAACAAUGGGAGUUACCUGGGAGGCCAUUUAGAAGCCUUUCCUUAAAGACCAAAUCCGGAGCUAGAGGAAGAGGGCUGCGGACGGUUCAGACAGGACCUUGCGGCAGGCUAGAGGGGGCUCAGACAGCAGCAAAGGGAGCAGUUGGUGUGCACCUGACUCAGCGGAAGCACUCACCCUUGCCACUUCCUGUGUACGGGUGCCCACACCCGUGCCCCCUUUCCUAGCAGCGGGCUGAGGAAGAAGGUACUGGGCCAGGGCAUUUUCCACGCGUUCCACUGGGGCAGAGGACUCAAGGACACAUGGCUCCCAAACCCUGGCUCUCCGCUGCGGAAGCUUGUGCUGCUCUACACCCCGGCUGGGAGUCAGGGGGCUAAGCCUGAUGAACAGAGAGAAAUGGAGUGGAUCCCAGGGAGGCUUCCACGGGCAAACCCUCUGCAGCUCACACUGUCCUGGGAGAAUCUCCGUGGAGUCAUUUUCUCCACUGCCCUAUUUGGAAAGGGCCUUUCCCGGGCACCUCUGAAGCCACUCCGUUUUAAAAUUCUAGGGUCUGAAGUUUUGUCUGUUUUUUUUUUUUUUUAAAAGAAAAUAAUAAAUUAUAGAGAAUGACCAAUGUAAUGUUAAAUAAUAAGUUGUUUCAGAGACUGUGAAAAUUUGUUUUAAAAAUGAAUGAAAAUAAAUAGUUAUGAAAUUAA